GAAAGUCGAACGUCAGUCAGUAUGGGUCCCCAGCACCUGAUAGACGAUUGUCUCAUUCAUAUCUUUACAUUUUUAACCGAGGAAGAUUUAAUCAGGGCAUCGGGCGUAUGUACGGUCUGGCACAAUGCUGCCGAGACUCCAUGCUUAUGGAGGAGGAUGUGCUUGCAGCGGUGGGGCUUUUGUAGCCAGGCUGUGUUGGAGAGGCCUCACGUCAAUCACUCGUGGAAGACAUAUUUCCUGCGACGAUCCCAUUUGGAGACAAAGAUGAAGGAAGGCCGAACCGGGGGCUACACUUGCACAAGUCUUCGAGGCCACGCAGUUCCCACCACUGGUUGUCACGACUCCAAUUUGAUUAUCAGUCUUCCAUUAGGACGAAUAGUGGGCUUGGUCUACCUGCAGAGGAGCUCACCUCUGGGUCCUGACCUCCGGAACACCCCGACGACAGUCUGCAGCGCUUCUACUGAUGGUACAGUCCGGGCUUGGAACAUCCAGAAUGGUCAACUCCGUUGGUGCAGUGCCAAGCAGAGUCCUUUAUCAAGCAUCGUAAGUGACGAGCAGCGUGACUUUGUCAUCACAGCAGACUCCGCUGGCCUAAUUAAGGUCUGGCAAGGUCAGACUGGCCAGGAGGUGGCAUCCAAUUCUGCUGCAUCCACACGCUGUACAUUGCUACAGUAUAAUAAGGACAGUGACUGGUUUCUAUCUGUUGGAACGGGUCAGGGGACACUGUGUACACUAGCUGGAACAGCUUUGACUAAAAAAUCCAGUAUAAUGGUAUGUGACAGCUUUCAUGUCAACAUACUCCUGGUUUCACCUGACAAGAAAUGGAUCAUUGCUGGCUCCAAGGAUAAUGUUGAUUUAAGUCCAAAGGUGAUUUACGCUGAUAGUUUGACCUCGCCAUGUGAGGACGAAGACCCAUUGUGCCAGUUAGUGCCGGUCACGGGGUGCCAGGCGGCCGUCUUCCUCCCCACGCAGUCUGCCAGACUGGCCAUGGUCCACUGCAAAGAGCGCACCAACAACAAAGCACUCACUGUCUUCAAUGUCAGCAUUAAAAAGUCAAAGUACACGUCCCAGAUCCAAGUCCAACAGGUAGAGUCCUUUCCCUUGACACUGAACAGCACGUCCUCAAACAUUCUUCUUGAGGCUAAGGACAGCAACUCCAUUGUGAUGGCAGCUGAUCAUCAUCUCUGGGUGUAUUCUCUGAAAGGGACCCUGCUCGCAAGCUUUAAAGAGCACACAAUGCCAAUUACCUCUAUAUGUGUGGACAGCUUUCGUGUGGUAACAGCAUCUCAGGACCUUUCCUUGCAUGUACUGACCUGGAAACAUGACAGAGAUCGCGGGUUGACUUUGGAGAGUCGAUACCAACUACUGGGCGGUUCUCAUACUAUGUCCAGGUGUGUUCUGACAUUUAGGUAUCUAUGCACCAUUAAAUAUAGGCCAGAAUAUGUAUUGGCUCUAAUGUUGUUGCUCUGUUCUCAUACUAUGUCCAGGUGUGUUCUGACAUUUAGGUAUCUAUGCACCAUUAAAUAUAGGCCAGAAUAUGUAUUGGCUCUAAUGUUGUUGCUCUGCUCUGUGACCUUUGCUUUUAGAGGGUUCAGCCACAUCUCCUGUGACUACUGCAGCAUUGUUGGUUCAGUUGAAGGGAAGGACGGCAAAGACAUUUUAAAAGCUUACACGUUCACUGCCUGAGCCCUCAAAAAAGUGACAUGGUUUUUGCACAGCCUCCAAAAAAGAGGAAUAUUUGUUUAUCAUUCACUGUAAAUUAUGCAUGCUUUUAUUAUGAAGAUCUUAUUCACACAAAGAUAAUGCUACCUUAAAUGCACUGGUUUGAUGUACUGUAAUGUGCGCCACAACAAACCUAUGCAGGUCUAUCUAUACUUGACUAGUUUUGGAGCUAAAUAUGACCAGUCUUAAGGCAAAACAUUGCAUAAAAAACCUUUGUUGAGUUACCUUAGUGUGGGGGGUGAAGAAAUGCUAAGACAGUACAUAUCACUAUUUGUAUUGAUCGCACAACAUCAGUAAUAACAAUAAAUAUUUUCAUCAUAAGGCACAAAGUGUCCCCUCCGUGUUUUCGCAUGUAGCAUCUACACUGUCGGUUCUUCU
Molecule: messenger RNA, 2100 nt
Organism: Phycodurus eques (leafy seadragon)
Lineage: Eukaryota; Metazoa; Chordata; Actinopteri; Syngnathiformes; Syngnathidae
Gene: fbxw12
Product: F-box and WD repeat domain containing 12
Exons: 9
Coding region: 22-1686 (554 amino acids)
Molecular function (GO): protein binding
Source: RefSeq, a predicted model, not a curated record